GGCCUCUUCUCAUGAUUGGGCUGUAAUGAGCACGAACCGGCUUCUGUGCUCGGCAUGGCUUGACGUGUACGACUUAGACGAUCCAGAUAUGUCUGGGCACAAGCCCAUCUCCCUGGUAGGAUCAUCUAAUAUGAGUUUGAAGUCCCCUUUGGAACGGUUUGAUCGGCGACAUGGCUCGAAGGGACGGAUGUCCCGAGCCCGGUAUCAUAGCGCUCUGAGGCCCCUAUAAGUACGCAUCAUCCCAUGCCUGCCAGUGAUCCACGGACAGGGGCCCUCACACUAUGAAUCCUGCCAUAAUUCCUCAGGCCUCGUCUCCGCAGCGUGAAGAUAUGGCCGUGGAGCAGAGCUUGAGUCCUGACGUAGAUCAUCGUCGAAGGCCGAGGAACAGACCCACUCAGUCUUGCUUCAACUGCCAUACGUCGAAACGCAAGUGUGACCGCAAAAGACCGUGCUCGAGGUGCAUCCAACUAGGAUUGACGGGACUUUGCGUUUACGAGAUUGAUGACCCUGCACUGAGAGAUAAUCCAAAUAUCGACGAGAAUAUCCGAUUGAGAAAUCGCAUUGCUGAACUCGAGACCGUGCUCCGAGAGAUCCGAGGAAAGCCUCAUCCACGAUGGGUAGAGCCCAGCUAUCGUGGAGGAGAUGCCCGCGAAAAGUGGCAUUCUCGCACGAAGUCAGACAACGUUUAUGAGUCCCAGGACCCUGCAGAAAUCGAUCGAAAUGAAGCAACGGCGCCAGCCCAAGGAAGCCAUCACACUGCGGAAUUCUCCUACGUAUCUUCCAUGGUCAAGGCGGAGCCAGGUGCCGACUCAGUGCGGAAUUACCUGUACAGCCUUCCGGGCCCUUCGCCAGGUGGGUCAUCAAAUUUUCAAGAGGCUCAGAGUACCAUAUCGCAUGCGUAUGGUACCAACCCGCAGCAAGAAUACCCCCAGCGAUCUCGUUAUCCUACUGACUCCGCUGCGUACUUCCACUCUUCCUCCGGCGACUCCCCCGAAAUGUACGCCGAGUAUUAUCCCCGCGGUGCACAACAAGACCUGGACGACGAACAAUCUACCGGUUGUUUCGGCUCUCCGCGUAUGUCCCUCGACUCCGAAGUCCCGUCCUCUACUUGCUCCUGCCUGACGAACCCGGCCUUUACUCGACCUCUUGCCGCGUUCAUGACCCACCUUCAUACGACUUCCCAGUUGCUCCAACAUGCGUCGGGUGACCAUGACCAACAAGAAUGUCUCGUACUUGCACACAUGAUCGAGCUCGAUGCGAUAAUUCGGAGCGGGAAUUCGAAUCUUGCAGUGGAGUAUUCCACAAGCUCUGCUGAGAUGGAGAGGGGAAUCAUGUCUCCUGAGUCGACGUUGAGCCAAGAAUCCGGCUCCAGCGUAUCUUCUGAUGGGUGGACGCCUCAAAGCGCGAACCAUGCCUACUUCCAUACCUAUGCAAGGACGGGCUGAUCAUGCAUUUUGAAGAACAAGGGGACUAUGACUCCUUUUUCUGAUCCUUUGCAACGCAAGUCCUGCUAUGAGAUACCCUAUUUAUUUACACGGGUCACAUUAUAUCAGUUCGAAUCCAGGACAUUGUAUUCGCCCUGCUUGCGAAUUGUACAUAUGAAGAAUGUGAUCAUCGAUCCAGCCCGAUCGGCUCAUCCUCCCGUCUGGUC
Molecule: messenger RNA, 1651 nt
Organism: Laetiporus sulphureus 93-53
Lineage: Eukaryota; Fungi; Basidiomycota; Agaricomycetes; Polyporales; Laetiporaceae
Exons: 9
Coding region: 282-1445 (387 amino acids)
Biological process (GO): regulation of DNA-templated transcription
Molecular function (GO): DNA-binding transcription factor activity, RNA polymerase II-specific; zinc ion binding
Source: RefSeq, a predicted model, not a curated record